Molecule: messenger RNA, 1201 nt
Organism: Esox lucius (northern pike)
Lineage: Eukaryota; Metazoa; Chordata; Actinopteri; Esociformes; Esocidae
Gene: cldn15lb
Product: claudin 15-like b
Exons: 5
Coding region: 330-1004 (224 amino acids)
Biological process (GO): cell adhesion; bicellular tight junction assembly
Cellular component (GO): bicellular tight junction; plasma membrane
Molecular function (GO): structural molecule activity
Source: RefSeq, a predicted model, not a curated record
GGUCAUUGCUUUCGAUGAACCAAUGGAAAUCUAUUUUAAUAAACUGAUCUGUCACAUUAGUCAUCUUCUAUGACCAUCCCUAAGCAAAACCUGGUUACCAUCAUCUUAUAGGUGAUGUUUUUAUGGAUAUUACACGCCUCUUAUUGCUUUACAACCACUGUGCAAAGACUAAAGUUCCCUGUCUUUCAGACAACAGAUACAGGGGAGAGAACAAGGACUCAUGACAGCUUGAAUAUCUGAUUAGGCCAUUUUGUCUAUGGAUUUCUGCUUCAAUAAUUGUAAAUAAUUUUCACACACCUGUGUGUGUCCGCUUCCUUUUUUGGGUAAACAUGUCUAUGGCAAUGGAACUAACUGGGUUUUUGUUGUGCUUGGCAAGCUGGCUGCUCACUGGCUCCUCACUAGCGAAUGAUUAUUGGAAGAUUUCUUCUGUGUCUGGCAGUGUCAUCAUAUCCACACGCCAGUACCAGAAUCUAUUUCGCUCAUGUGCGGAGAACAGCGGCGGCAUCAGAAGCUGCAAAGACUUUGAGUCUUUGCUUGCUCUCCCUGCCUAUAUACAGGCAUGUCGAGCCCUCAUGAUCAUUGCUCUGCUCCUGGGUCUGGUGUCCAUUAUUGUGUCUGUACUGGGGUUGAAAUGCACAAAGAUAGGCAGGACAUCGGAACAGGCCAAGGGUAAAAUCGUUCUGACAGGCGGCAGCUUAUUCAUUUUAUCAGGUCUGUCCACCUUGAGUGCUGUGUCAUGGUAUGCUGCACAGGUCGUGCGAGAGUUCCAUGAUCCAUUCUUUGCUGGAGUAAGGUUUGAGCUGGGUGCAGGCCUUUACAUGGGCUGGGGAGCUGCUUUCCUGGCUAUUUUAGGUGGGGCCAUGCUCUGCAGUUCAUGCAAGAAGGGUUCUUCAGUAACACCACCAAGGGGAACUACAUACAACUACUCGAAAACAACCCAUGGACAACAAAUCUACACUGCAGCACCUGUGACAGAGUCAGGGAGUUCAAAAGCUUAUGUUUAAUACCAUUGAAAAUGCGUGUUUUUGUUUUAUCUUACUGUUCAGAUGUUUGUUUGUUUGUUUGUUUCAAUUUGUGUUACUCUACUAACUUCUGGUUUACAUUUAGUUUUAUGUACUAUAUGUUGUGGUAUUCUUGUGUUGAGUAAAUCUCUGAAUAUUUCUUUACAAUGUAUUGAUAAUAAAACUAUUCUUCAAUUCAA